AAGGAACUGAAGGCACAGAGUUACCGCACCUCCACUUCCCAUUUGCAUUCCUCUUGUGUAAAAAAAGAAGUGGAAGUGAACUGAGCUCCUCUGGUCGGAGAGGAGCAGCAGAGCAGAGAUGGCCGGAGCCGGGGAAGACGAAGCAGCUCCUCCUUCCCCUUCUCCAGAUCGACAGCAGCCCAUGGAAGAGGCGGCGGCGGCCAAGCGGAGCAGGUCGAAGAACCACCACGGCCUCGCCGACGGUCCGUCCUUCCGGAUGGAGGACCUUCCGGCGGAGGUUCAGCCGGUUAUAAUCUCACUGCUGCCACUGAAAGAGGCCGUGAGGACAAGCAUGGUUUCAAGAAGUUGGACAACGCUCUGGAGAUUCCACGGCGACCUAUGUUUCAAUGAACCCGUUGAUGUGGAUUCUAACACCGAUGACAAUCCCGCUGAUCAGGUUAAUGGCACUGGCACCAAUGACCAAUCCACUAAUCAGUGUGGUACCAAAAUAACACGAGCAAAGUUCAUUGAGACUGUAAAUUCGGUUAUUCAACAGCAUAGUGGGAUAGGAAUCAAUAAGUUCAGUAUCAGCUGUGACCUGCACAAAGAGGACUCUCAUCAUCUUGACAGGUGGAUUCGGUUUGCCGCUUCAUCAAAGGCAAAAAUAAUAGAUUUUGAUCUUAAGCUAUUUGAUUACCCAGUUGAAGAAGCUCCCCACUUUCCUCUUGAGGCCUUAGAUGCUCAAGGUAGCUCAUUUGUGCAGUCCUUGUCUCUCGCCGGUGCUUCUAUAAAGCCAAGCUCAGGAAUAUGCCGCUUUACAGUACUCAGAAGGCUUGUUUUAAACUCUGUUCAGAUAUUUGGAGAUUUUCCAGGCUUGCUUGCAAAAUGUUCAAGACUUGAGGACUUAGAGAUCAUCAGGUGUUCUGGUGUGGAUGACUUAAUCGUACCACACAAACUCGAUAAACUUCAAAAAUUGCUGAUUGCUAGAACAGACGUCCAGAUGGUUGUGAUUCAUGCAGCUGAUCUUGCUCAUUUUGAGUACGAAGGACGACUAAUCCCUAUAGUGCUUCAUGGUUGCUCAAAAUUAGAGAAGGCGACAAUUGCGUUUGAUACCACUAAUCCUUCUGCACUGGCCCAUGCAUUCAAUGUAAUUCCAAGCAUUUCCCCAGUGAAGAUAUUAAUUGUGCGAGCUAUUAUAUCAACAUAUGCACAGUCCCUGGAGCUGCCAUUAAGACCACAGGGCAUGUUUAUGCAUCUGAGGCAUAUGACUUGUCAAAUUGUUGUCUAUUGUCGAGAGUUAAAUGAAGAUAAUGGACUUCUUCAACUGGCCCAUUGGUUGGACACUGCACCCCAACUGGAGACAUUGGACUUGCAUCUUCCAAUGCAGAUGCUCUAUCUGAGUUCCGGUGCUUUCUUCAGUGCCGAGGUGGCGGGGGCGGAAGGUCCCUGUAUGUGUCGCCAUGAUCAUCUUAAGACGGUCUUCAUGGGUGGGUUUCAGUGUUACAAGUCUCAGAUUGAGCUGGCGUGCUCUAUCUUGGGAAAUGCUUCUGUUCUUGAGCAGCUGACAAUAGAACCAAGGCUCACAGAAGCACCUUGGGGUGAGGAUGAUUACGGGCAGAAUAGAGACAUUGAAAGCAGAAUUUUACCGGGGGUCUGUGAAUGGGCACAGCGAACCUCGAAGCGCUUUGGUAAGGUGAUCACUGUCUUAGAUGCCCCCCUUAACAGUGAGUAAACCAAUCCUUUUCGCAUCUACCCGCUGUCAAUUAAUCUUGUGUAGUCUGCAGUAUGCAGCAUUCAGUGUAGCUGGGAGAAUGCCCCUGUAGACUGUAGUGACUGUUUUGGUGUCUACAAAUGGAAUCCCUUUUAUGUGUCUACCUGCUUUGCCCCUCUUAAUAAAAAACAAGUAAUCUCUGGUU
Molecule: messenger RNA, 1895 nt
Organism: Triticum aestivum (bread wheat)
Lineage: Eukaryota; Viridiplantae; Streptophyta; Magnoliopsida; Poales; Poaceae
Product: F-box/FBD/LRR-repeat protein At2g04230
Exons: 5
Coding region: 119-1711 (530 amino acids)
Molecular function (GO): protein binding
Source: RefSeq, a predicted model, not a curated record